CCACACUGCAGCAGACGUGUCCCUGAAGGCCACACUGCAGCAGAUGUCCCUGAAGGCCACACUGCAGCAGAUGUCCCUGAAGGCCACACUGCAGCAGAUGUCCCUGAAGGCCACACUGCAGCAGAUGUCCCUGAAGGCCACACUGCAGCAGAGGAUCUGCUCCACCCAGCAGCUGCUGCAGCAGGUGGAGCAGAUCUGUCCAGGGGUCGAAGGUCAUCAGAAGCUCUGUGGUAAACUACGAGCUGAGCUGCGUUUCCUGCGGCGGGUGGAGUCUGGACAGCUGCAGGUCAAAGAGUCUCACCUGCACAGCACCAACUUAACCCACCUGAACGCCAUCGUGGACUCGGCCCGGAGUCUGGAGCACGUGGUGGCGCUGCUACACGUCUUCACCUACCAGGACGCUGCCGGACAGCGCCGCACGCUGGUGGUGGACGUGGUGGCUAAUGGGGGGCUCACCUGGGUGAAAGCAGUAGGCAGGAAGGCGGAGGCACUGCACAACAUCUGGCAGGGGCGGGGCCAGUUUGGAGACAAAAGCAUCAUCAGACAAGCUGAGGAGUUCCUGCAGGCCAGUCACCAACAGCCGGUCCACUACCAGCACCCCCACGUCAUCUUCGCCUUCUACAGCGGAGUGUCCUGCCUCAUGGCCCAGCAGCUCCGGGACAUGGGUGUGCUUGUUCGAGGUGACAUCGUCGCAGUCAACACUGGAAGGGCUGAGGAGGAGGAGGAGCAGGAGGAGGAGCAGGAACCAGAUGAGGAGGAACAUAAGAACGAGGAGGCAGCAGCGCAGGUGACCCAGGUGGACCCUGGCACUGUCCUGGCUCACCUGGAGUUCCCCAUGCAGGUGCAGGUGGAGGAGUGUCGGCGGGUGAACCUGGACAUCACCACACUCAUCACCUACGUGUCCUCACUGAGCCACGGCCGGUGCCACCUCACCUUCCGAGAACCGGUUCUGACGGAGCAGGCGGCUCAGGAGCGGCGCAAGAAAGUUCUACCUGAGCUUGAUGGCUUCAUGGAGGGGAAGCAGCUGUUCGCCUGCCACGCUGCCGUGCACGACUUCCAGCUGAUCCUGGACACACUGGGUGGGCCAGGUGAGAAGGAACGUGCUCACAAGCUGCUGGCCCGCCUCCACCUGGUGGACGACCAGCCCUCAGAGCGCACACUGCGCCUCGCCCCCAGUGCCAAGAUUAACCAGCGCUCCGUCCUGAUCUUUGGUACCGGAGACUCUCUCAAAGCUGUCACCAUGACGGCAAACAGCCGCUUCGUCAGGGCGGCUGCCAAUCAGGGUGUUCACCUCACCGUCUUCAUCCACCAACCACGAGCCCUGACAGAGGCCAAAGAGUGGAGAGCCACGCCCGUCUCAUGAUACCACCUGACCAGACCACUCCCCUCUGACCAGACCACUCCCACCUGACCAGACCACUCCCCCAUGACCAGACCACUCCCACCUGACCAGACCACUCUCCUCUGACCAGACCACUCCCACCUGACCAGACCACUCCCCCAUGACCAGACCACUCCCACAUGACCAGACCACUCCCCUCUGACCAGAACACUCCCCUCUGACCAGAACACUCCCCUCUGACCAGACCACUCCCACAUGACCAGACCACUCCCCUCUGACCACACCCCUCUGACCAGACCACUCCCCCAUGACCAGACCACUCCCACAUGACCAGACCACUCUCCUCUGACCAGACCACUCCCACCUG
This is a messenger RNA of Austrofundulus limnaeus, 1709 nucleotides long. RefSeq names its product chromosome unknown C7orf25 homolog (gene cunh7orf25). The record is from RefSeq and is a predicted model, not a curated record. The coding region runs from base 44 to 1363 and encodes 439 amino acids. The transcript has a single exon. NCBI's taxonomy places the organism in Eukaryota, Metazoa, Chordata, Actinopteri, Cyprinodontiformes, Rivulidae.